Corythoichthys intestinalis (scribbled pipefish) is the source of this 505-nucleotide messenger RNA. It is a transcript of the gene uba52, whose product is annotated as ubiquitin A-52 residue ribosomal protein fusion product 1. Gene Ontology annotation, biological process: protein ubiquitination; translation; modification-dependent protein catabolic process. Bases 66 to 452 code for a protein of 128 amino acids. Gene Ontology annotation, molecular function: structural constituent of ribosome; protein tag activity; ubiquitin protein ligase binding. Gene Ontology annotation, cellular component: nucleus; ribosome; cytoplasm. The record is from RefSeq and is a predicted model, not a curated record. The transcript has 5 exons. NCBI's taxonomy places the organism in Eukaryota, Metazoa, Chordata, Actinopteri, Syngnathiformes, Syngnathidae.
UAUUACUCUGACUGCAGUUUCCGGUCUCUUUUCGUUGCGGCUCAGCUAACGGCCGGCCUGCCAACAUGCAGAUCUUCGUGAAAACAUUGACAGGCAAGACCAUCACCCUCGAGGUUGAGCCCAGUGACACCAUAGAAAAUGUCAAGGCAAAGAUCCAAGACAAGGAAGGAAUUCCUCCUGAUCAGCAGCGUCUGAUCUUCGCUGGCAAACAGUUGGAAGAUGGACGCACUCUGUCUGACUACAACAUUCAGAAAGAAUCCACUCUUCAUCUGGUGCUUCGUCUGCGCGGUGGCAUCAUUGAGCCUUCCCUCAGACAGCUGGCUCAGAAGUACAACUGUGACAAGAUGAUCUGCCGCAAGUGUUAUGCCCGUCUGCACCCACGUGCUGUCAACUGCCGCAAGAAGAAGUGUGGACACACAAAUAACCUUCGCCCCAAGAAGAAGCUGAAGUAGAUACUUUGUACUGCAUGAGCUGUACAUUGUGUUAAUUAAAUUGAACAAAAGUC